Molecule: messenger RNA, 501 nt
Organism: Echinostoma caproni
Lineage: Eukaryota; Metazoa; Platyhelminthes; Trematoda; Plagiorchiida; Echinostomatidae
Source: the annotation of a GenBank genome assembly
AUGCUCGAGAAUGACGACAUCUCUGCCCUACGUUUAGAAGGAUUCAAAAUGGACGAACAGACUGUUUAUUGCGCAACACUGUCACCAGCUCAAUCUUCUAAACCAAAUGCAAUGUCUGUGGAUUCCUUGCGGUCCGCUGAGGACUCUCUUUUGCUACAAGCAACUACCUCCGGUAUCCGUCUCAUUGGAAUCCGGGCCCUACGAAGUCGUGGUUGUUUGGUGGAAUGGCGCCCACCCAGCGGUCGAGGUGUUUCCUGCUUGAGCUCCCAUCAUUCUCUGGUUGUUGUGGCCAGUGGGACGGAAUUGUAUGCACUUCAAGUAACGGGUGCCCCAGAUGCUCCCACAUUUGAACAACUUGCUCAUCGUACCAUGCCACACGAAGUUGCCUGCAUCGACCUGACUCCAUUCGAUCACGCCCGCGCUGCAACAGUCUUUGGCCGUCCGUUAUCGAGUGAUUCUCCCCCUGAUCCCNUGUCGGUCUUUGGCUUGGGCAUGGUCUAG